Messenger RNA from Colletotrichum spaethianum, 1350 nucleotides. RefSeq lists its product as uncharacterized. Lineage: Eukaryota; Fungi; Ascomycota; Sordariomycetes; Glomerellales; Glomerellaceae. The record is from RefSeq and is a predicted model, not a curated record. The coding region runs from base 1 to 1350 and encodes 449 amino acids. The transcript has a single exon.
AUGGCCUUUGCUUCGGCGGACCCAAUCUUCGAAGAUAGCGACGAUCAACGAGCUUUCCGCGUAUGUAAGAUGGAGACGGCCUGUCGCUUCGAUAAAGACCACUUCGAUAACGGCGCCUCAUGCCAAGGGACCCAUUGCGAAGACCCCAAGCAGAAAGAACACUUUGAGGAUAUCCCAACCAACACGCGUCCCGAGCUGCACAACAUCAGUGCAGCAAUGCGCCGGGCUGUGUCCCAGGGAUAUCUGUUUCCGUAUCGAGGAUACUGGCCCAGCGAACCCGAGAUAUAUGAUCCGAUUCUAGUCGCGCAAGGCAUGGAAUACGUGGUGCCUGUGUCGUACAGAAACAACGAGAGGCCGCAGGGUGACGGCAGCCCUGAUUUGUUCCAGCCAUCUUACGAAAGCUGCGUCCAUCGCCACCUCGCCCAGCCCAACCUUCAAGUCCUGAAAACUAUUGCCAACCCGGCUUUUCCUCAGAAUACACACGUAACGGUAAUCCCGUUCCUCAAACCGAGCUUAGAUGACGCAUCGCGGUUUGAUAGGAUCUGGAAAGGGGUUUUCUUCAGUGCCGUCAUGGCCAUGGGAGGCCCGGACGCCUGGGAAGCUUGGUGGCUUAGCUCUGGCCAGGCGGACGAGACCGACCAGGACCCUGACGCUGUCGAUGCGGAAAGCGAGCGCUAUCUACGGAACGAUAUUUCCCUGAUCGCGACAAGGUUGUUGGCAGACGACUCAGGAUUGUCUGACGCGCGGGCGUGGGCUGUUGCGGAAAUCUUGCUGCACGUCUGGCAGGUGAGCCCCAUCGAGCGGGGCAAGCAUGUCGGCCCUGCGCUGCUCGGCCUGGUCGAGAAACUCCUCGAAACUGUCAGGAAGGCAAUGAAGGACAGGCUGUACAGCUUUGCCGGAGAAAUGCUGGCCACGGACGAUGCCUUGCGGUACACGCAGUAUUACUUCAAGCGCAACCGGGAGUUGUGGCUGCACGACGAGCACACCCGACAACAGGCCAUCGAGAACACGGUCGAGCCGCUCACCAAGCCCGAAAUAGACGCCCUCUGCGCGGCCGACCCGGACGCCCGGGACUGCGUGGCCUGCGGCGAGGAGAUGGCCUAUCCGCCGGACGCGCACGCCGCCAUGCGCCUCAAGUGCGGCGCUGGCCACACGAUCGGCAUGAAAUGCUGGACAAAGGCUCUACGUCGCAAGAAGGGGGUCUUCAUGGACGGGAUCAAAUGCCAUUCCUGCGCGGACAAGAUACUGGGGCCCUGGAAGAUGCCGGUGAACCUGCGCGUGGUGGAUGCUUACGACGUGGCGACUAUGCCUCCGUUGCAUUUGCGCGUGCCAGACGUAAUCGAACUUUAA